UGUUCCACAAUUCAGUUUCAGCCGGCGUGGGUUUCGGUGGAGGUUGUUGCUUCCUUGCAGUGACAUCUGCCUUGUACUCGGCAUUAUUCUGUUCGCGACCCAGGACCCUAUUUCUGUGUUUACUUAGUGAUAAAGUAUAUACUGGACGCACCUGGCAUCGGAAACACUGACUUACUGAGCUGUUGUGAAGACAAAAUCGUCCGAUUAUGCACCCGACCACAGCCGAACAGUUCCCACUGACUGGCUCAGACUCUAAUCAGGUGACAAUGGUGGAACACCUGCAGCAGAACGAGCAGGCCCAGGUGGCAAGUGUUGGUGGCCUGGUGUUUGAAGAUGAGCAGCACAAUACUCAUACACUGCAGGCCCUCAACAUGAUGCGCAAGAACAGACACUUCUGUGAUGUGAUUCUGCAUGUUGGCAACAUGGAGUUCCAUGCUCAUCGUGCAGUGUUAGCAUGUGCCAGUCCACACUUAUUUGAGCUCUUCACGGCUGAUGAUGAAAAUAAGGGCAGCCAACGUGAAAAUGUCAUCACUUACAAGCUGAAUGGAGGAUAUGACCGGACUGCAUUAGAGAAGCUCAUCCACUAUGCCUACACUGCAAGGCUGGAAGUGAGUAACUCGCAGGUGAAGGCUGUUUAUCUGGCAGCCUGCCACCUGAAGAUGGAUCGUGUGGUGAAAGAAUGUACGAGACACUUCAUCAAGAACCUCAGUGUUGAGAACUGCAUUGAGACGCGCUCCCUCCCCGGGAUUGCAAGAAACAAGGUGUUUGUUGAUCAGGUGGACGCCUUCAUUGCCAAGGAGUUUGAAAAUGUAUCCAAGUCAAAGAUUCUUCUUUCUCUGCCUUGUGUGCGCAUUGAAGUGUUGAACCAGACUCGCCAAGAGAUGUCACUGGUGAUAGGGGAAUCAGUUUGUCAGCUUGUUCUUGAAUGGAUCAAGCGACAAUGUGAUGAUGACGCUAUUAACAUGAACCAGCUAACAGAAAAGACUCAUCUCUUGUACCUGGCCAUGGACAACUCGUUGCAGGACUGCACGGAGCUUCCGACUGGUGAUGUGAGUGACACAGAAAUUGUCCAAGAUUACAAGAAACUGUCUAAACGGAAUCAAGCAAACCCUAAGGGUAGACGCAAGGGUCAGCUGCAGCCAGCUAAACCCCGGGUGCUUAUUUACUCCCGAGAUAUCAUUGAGCGAACCGAACAGGAGAAGGAGACAGACUGGAAGCUCAUUGCAGCAGCAAAAGUUGGAGAACACGCAUUCAUGGCUCUUGCAACGAUCGAUGGACGGCUGGCUACCAUGUCUGUGAUGCUUCGUCUGAACCAGCCGUCAAGCCCGUCUCCUGUUUUGACGCCAGUUGCCAGUCGCCCAGCCAGUGAAGAGAAGCCAGAUCUCUACUGUGUGAUGGCAAACAUGAACUCUGUUAAAUGUGCAGCCGGAUGCGCAAAUCUGAAUGACUCACUUCUUGUUUGUGGUGGUUAUGACCGGGCCGAGUGUCUCAAGUGUGUCGAGUUGUAUGACCCAGACACUAAUCUGUGGGGCACACUGUCCUCCAUGAAGGAAGCUCGUGGCCGUUUUGACAUUGCUGUAGUUAAGGGGAAAGUGUAUGCCAUUGGGGGAAGCAAUGGGACAACUGAGCUUGCCACUGUUGAGAAGUAUGACCCGCAAGAGAAGAAGUGGACUCAGAUCACCCCCUUGCCUCUCGCAAGAUGUAACAUAGGAGUGUGCGAUCUCAGUGACCUGAUCUACUGUAUUGGGGGCUGGAACGGUCAAGCAGGCAUCAAGCAGUGUGAUGUUCUGGACCCUGCCACAGGACAGUGGAGCUCCAUUGCUUCGCUGCAGACAGGCCGCUAUCAAGCAGGUGUGUGCUCCAUGGAUGGUCUGGUGUUUGCGGUGGGUGGAUGUGAUGCCUGGAACUGUCUCAGCUCUGUCGAAGUGUAUGAUCCGCAGACAGAUGUGUGGACAUAUGCCAAGGGAAUGAUCACUGCAAGAAGAGGAUGUGGUGUUGCGGUUUUCAAAGGACGACUUUAUGCUGUUGGUGGGUCGGAUGGGUCACACUCCCUGUGUUCCACAGAGAUUUACGAUCCACAAGAGAAAACCUGGACUCCAGGCCCUAACAUGACUACAGCACGUGCCAACGUUGGCGUUGCUGUUAUAGGCAGUCGGCUGUAUGCAGUUGGAGGGUUUUCAGGCAAGACUUUCCUAAACAGCAUCGAGUACCUCGAUGAGAAGACCAAUGAGUGGACCACUUUUGUUCCCAAGGUAGAGAUGCAGGACAUCGCUGAGGCAUUCCGUCCAGAUAUUGUUCUGGGUCCCUUGCAUUCACAGCCUGAACACGUGAAUGGCUCUGCUGAUGUGCAUCAGGACAGCAGCGACUCUGACAAGAACACAAACAUAGUUGAAGAGCCUGUUCCUCGACGCAGAAAAAGAAGUCAGAGACAGUAGAGAUGCUUUGUGUAAUUGUGAAAGUUGGAGGCAAUGAGGGCCUUAGGAGGUUAUGGCCCCCCAGUGGGACAUUGAGGCACCAGUAUUCUUAAGAAGUAAUCCCUGGGUGUUUUUUUUUUUUUCUUUUUUCAUGAGGGGGGUCCCUUCCCAGAAUGUUUCCUCCCCCCCAUCUCGAGCUUCUGUGUAGUUAGUGAAAUAUGAAGCUCAAGAUCUGUCCAGUAUCUUUCAUUGUGAGUGUUUCACUGAUGUGCAGUUGUGUUGUGAUAUGCCUCAUUGAAAGCACUUUGCACUGUAGCAUCAAACUGAAACAUUUUAUGUCCUAACCCUUUUGGGAAGGAACCUAAUUCUGUAAAACAUGAUAUUAGGCACUAUAUCUACCUUACUUAACGUCGUCUGAAUGUUGCCUCCCAUGUGUUAGCCUAUAGCAUGAGAGAACAGUGAUGUGCAGAAUAUCUGAUUGAUGCUGUUUUUUAUAUUACAUUUGAGCCAGAUUUUCCUCAAGGAAGAACAUAGAUCUUUUGUUGCCUUCUCAAGGACCAACUCUCAAUUUGGUGUGGAUGAAUUCAAAAGUUUGUAUGCGGAUGAUUUAAUGCAAUGUCUUGAAUUUCAAAUGAAAUAAAAUAAAAUACCUUGGUCUCAUUUGGCCCUGGUGUUUGAAUUCUCUCAGGUCCCCCCUUUCCCCAAUUUUGAUUACAUUUUUAAAAUUUUUUAUGAUCAGAACUGUCCCAUUGAGACUAAUUAACAUAUUUGGACAAUUUUAAUUUUUGUAGACACUGAAAAAUCAAAUGAAAUUUUUGUAAUCACAAAAGUUGUACCUGUAUUUAUUUAUAUACAUGAAAUUUUGUAAUAAUGUAUGUAUUCUCAGUACAUUGAUAACAUAAACGUCUGUAGGCAAAACAAGGAAACAGUUCAGUAAUUCACUAUUGAAAAUGAGGUAUGACAGUUUUUAUAUUAAAAAUACAUUAAUGAUAGUUAAUAGUAUGAAUCCUAUAUAAUGAAUUUUGAAUAAUUUUAUUACAGUUUAUGUCCAUGAGCUUCAGAUGCAAUACACACAAAUCACGCAACACUGGUUGCCAAUCUUUCUGGGUGCCCUCGAACACUUGACUUGUAUCCUCCAUGUCUGAAGUCUUUGCUAGUAGCAGUAAUUUAAUUCAGAAUGAUUCAGAUUGUAUCUUCAGGGUAAUUUCCACUUGGUAAUGAUUUGUGCAAACACUGCAAUUCUGCAGUGCCAGCAGUUCAGUACCAGACAUUCAUGCAUUUCUGCACCUUAAUGUGAAUUUAAAUUUACAGAAUUUCAAAUGAUUUUUAUAUAAUUUUUUUAGUGAAGAUUAAACAAUGAAGUUACUUGUCUCAAGUAGAAAAAUGAUGAUUAAAAAAGUGGCUGAAAUGAAUUUAUUUUAAUGCUAAUUGAGUUGUGUAUUUCUGAGUUUAAAUUAAACAGCAUGAAGCCAAAGAAAUAGCAAAGAUAAGCAUCAACAGUCAAAACUUCAUGCUAUCGCUAUGUAAACCAGAAUACCUUUUUAGGGCAGCUUUUCCCUUUCAUUUAGGUGGGAAAUGGAAAUAUAUAUAUGGGGAUAAUCAUGGUACAGUACAGUGUUUCAGAAGCUGAGUCUUCUUCUGUUGUCUGGUAUAGGAGGAGGGGAAGGAUUGUACUCAGUUGGGCACCACUGGCAACAGGAGAGGAUCUGGCUUCCAAAAUCAUUGUCUAUUUUAACCAUACCUAAUAUGAUCACCAGUAUCCAGCAUAGUAUUUACAAAUUACAUUUCAUUAUGGUGAACAAAGUGUUUUCAGAUUUAAGAAAUAUUUUAACUUGAGCUGUGUAAUGCAGGGGGCAGUAGUUCAUAUCACUUAUGCAUGUAGCAACCAGUGACAGAAACAUUGAAAUGACUUGUUUCAACGCAUGGAAGAAACACAUACACUUUGAUCUCAGAAGUUUAUCUUUGUUUUAUUUAUAUGAUUACUGUUCUGUCUUACCUAGUUUAUGUUUUUCAUGUUACUGGAUUCUGUUGCAAUACAAGUCACGAUGCAGUAUAGUCAUAACUUCUGUCUGAAUUUGGGUGCUUGGAGUAGUGCUGUUAGGCCUAUGAGAGUGACUGGUUUAAUCCAACAUUCUCAUUUAAAAGCAUGAUGAAGUUUUUAAAUUCUUUUUCACACAUUUGCUCUCAGUCCUGUCACUUGGGUUGAAUGUCACCAUGUGCCAGUGCUGAUCCUGGAAAGAGAGGUGCUCUUUUCAGUGUAUGUAGAAGUGAUAAUGUCCUGCAGAUGUCUCUGAUAUGCAAAGGAAAUUUAAAUGUAACAUGUUGGAGCAUGACACAAUUGAAAUAUCUGGUGAUAACUGAUAUUCACUUGUUCUAUUCCAUUUCUAUUUUGAAUGUAGUGGAUCAGAAUCCAGUUCUCUUAGGAAAAAUGACUAAUUUGGUACAUGAAGUCCCAGUACAGGGUGUGGCAUUGCAUAUGUGGACAUGAAUUUCUGUGAAAUGAUGAUGUUGAAGAUUGAACUCUGUAAGAUGUUGGUUAAAAUUAAGUAACCCAAAGUAUUGAGCAAGCAUUUGUGAAUUCCAUGGUAUGUUAGGUGCAACAAGUAAUUCUGCGAGAAGAUUGACAGCAAGUGUUUAAGUAGCGUCUGACACAGAAGUGUUAUUAGUUCAUGCUGUAGAAUCUUUGUAUCUGCUUCCAGAUUAGUUAUAUAUUUCAGUGUUUGCAUUGUAUUGAAAUUGCCAUAAAGUAAUUCUGUAUUUCUGUUGAUGUAUUUGAAUCUUGGUCAUAUUGAGGUGUGAAGAUGGAAUUAAUGAAGAUUAGUAUGUAAAAGAAUGAUGUAUUUUUAUAAUGGUAUAUGUACUCGGUUCUGUAACAGCUGUUAAUGUCUGCUGCAAUACGAGUCAUGUAGAGAGAACUGUAGUCAAAUGUUUAUGCUGAUACACAUACAUGUCAACAUGGUCACUAACUGGAUGGAA
Cryptotermes secundus is the source of this 5390-nucleotide messenger RNA. RefSeq names its product influenza virus NS1A-binding protein homolog. Gene Ontology annotation, molecular function: protein binding. The transcript has 13 exons. Lineage: Eukaryota; Metazoa; Arthropoda; Insecta; Blattodea; Kalotermitidae. The record is from RefSeq and is a predicted model, not a curated record. The coding region runs from base 207 to 2435 and encodes 742 amino acids.